AUGAAGGCUAUCCUCCAGCGAGUGCUCUCAGCCUCAGUCACGGUAGAGAAAGAGCUAGUGUCAUCCAUCGGCAAAGGCAUCUUAGUCUUUGCAGCUGUGGCUCCUGGAGAUACCCAGAAAGACGCUGAAUUUAUGGCAGCUAAGGUCUUGAAGAUGAGGUUAUGGGAUGAUGACGAAAGAGGCCGGUGGAAAAGAAGUGUCCAAGACAUUAAUGGCGAGGUCCUUUGCGUGUCCCAGUUCACACUUCUCGCUUCGACAAAGAAAGGAACCAAGCCCGACUUCCACGGGGCCUUAGGACCAGAAGAGGCCAGAGACUUGUACCAGUAUUUCUUCAGCAAGGUGCAGGAAGGCUACGAUGCAAAGAAGGUGAAGGACGGCGUCUUCCAAGCCAUGAUGGAGGUUGCUUUAGUCAACGACGGACCGGUUAGAACCCCCACAUCAGUCAUCUAG
This is a messenger RNA of Lasiosphaeria miniovina, 450 nucleotides long. Its product is annotated as D-Tyr tRNAtyr deacylase-like domain-containing protein. Gene Ontology annotation, molecular function: D-tyrosyl-tRNA(Tyr) deacylase activity. The transcript has 4 exons. Bases 1 to 450 code for a protein of 149 amino acids. The record is from RefSeq and is a predicted model, not a curated record. Gene Ontology annotation, biological process: tRNA metabolic process. NCBI's taxonomy places the organism in Eukaryota, Fungi, Ascomycota, Sordariomycetes, Sordariales, Lasiosphaeriaceae. Gene Ontology annotation, cellular component: cytoplasm.